Messenger RNA from Rotaria sp. Silwood2, 1539 nucleotides. The record is from the annotation of a GenBank genome assembly. NCBI's taxonomy places the organism in Eukaryota, Metazoa, Rotifera, Eurotatoria, Philodinida, Philodinidae.
AAUGUACACUUUGCUAAAAUAGUUUACACUUUGAUUUCUUUGAUUUCUGAACUUUAAAAGCCGCAUAUGGUUUUAAAUUAGUUAAAGAUUAUAUUUGUUCGUUAGAGAUCAAAAUGUUUGUCUCUUGAUAGAAAAAAUGACGAACAUUAUAUUUUGUUUUUUAGAUUGUGAAAAUUUGACUUUCGUACACUUUGUACACUUUGCUGAAAAAAACAAAGCGAAAUGUACAUUUUGCUUAUGAAAUACAGAGUGUACUGUACAUUUUGUUUUAGAUUUCCAUUGGAAACACUGGUUUUAAGUGGAUCAAUAUCAAAUGCACUACGCGUGGCGACCUCUUAGAAAAUUAAAUGGGCCGAGACUUUGAUGAAUACUAGUAGAUAGAGAAAAAAAUUCUCUAUCAAACUGUGUCUUUACUUCUUUUUAGAAAAGUGAUUAUAACCGAGAAAUAUUCGAUAUAAUCUGGUCAAUCCAAACAAAUAUAAAAUAAUACCAUUAUACCGUAUUCUUAUUGGUCGUCGAGUUUCCUUACUCAGUAUUAAUCAACUUAAUCAAUAAUUUUCUCGAGAAAAAAAAAUAGGCCGAAAAAUCUGACUUCAUGAGAUAAUUUGUCUUUUGUCAAGCUACAAUUUGAUAUGAAGUAGUCCCUCUGAAAAAGUGAUCGGAGUAUUUCAGAAAUUAGCGCCACUAAGAGCAUAAGUGUAUUCGCCAUUUGAUAUUGAUUUAAUGUUUUUUUCUCGAUUUGUCUCUAGACUACUAGUGUAGUGGAGCAAAGUUUGAUUCUUCUUUUAAGGUAUUAUUUAAUUUAAUGUCAUUAAACUUUUUAGAAAAAAAAUACAAAAAGUAUAAUAUUUAUAUUAGAAUUCUCUGUGUGUACUUUGGUAGCUAUUGAAAAUUGUCUCAGAGAAGGAUAAAAUUCUGAAUUUCUACGUCAUUUAACAUGCUUAUUCAUAUCUACUGACCAGUAAUCGAACUAUUUUAUUCGAUAGAACAACAAUGGAUGAUAACGUUAUGUCCUCGAUUCUUUCUUUUUCUUUUUUCUCUUCUCUCCUCUCUUUCUUUUCUAUGCAUAUGUUUGCUAGUCAGUCAAUUAUUUCAAACAUAUCAUCCACAGUGAUAACCAUAAUAUCUCAGCGAAUACUGCAAAUAUAAAUAAUCGAAUUUUUUAUUUUUUGUUUUUGUUUUUCAGAAAUGCCCGACAUAGGUUUAUGUGCUGAUGUAACAUGUGAUGAUGAAAUCAAAGAAUUAUAUGAAUGUCAUUGUUGUUUACGUCUUGUUUGUUUAAAUCAUUUGAAUGAACAUGUUCAAAUAACAAAACAAAAUAGACAACGAUUUGAUAGUCUUCGCAAUGGAUUAAAUACAAUUGUGAAUACACUGAAACAAAUUGUUAAAGAAAAACUAUUAAUUAUUGAACGUGAACAGAAUUUAAUUGAACAAGGAAACAAAAUUCUUGAUGUAUCCAGUAGUUCAAUUGAUGAAUUAGAAAGUAUUUUUGAAGAAAUUAGUCAAACAAUAGCAUCAAAUCAUUCAAGUAAAAAUUGA